AUAGUCCUCUGAUUUUUCUUUUGUCUCAAUUAAGGACAGAUUGUAAUUCUUCCACUAAUAUUGCUUAAUGAAGGAUCAAGAUGGAUUAUAGGAAAAAUAGCCAUGUCCAACACGCAACAGAAGCCAGAGGUCUCUGAUAUUUUUGCAUGAAGUGGUUGUUCUUCUUUCUAUUAUUGACGAAAAUAAGCCAUUUAGUUCACAAAUUUGCUAAAAAACAAGGGAAACUGGCUCGACUCAGUCUCAGUCUGUGAGUGUGAGCCGCAGGGCCCCAGGAUCAAUAAUGCGCCACGGCCAGUAAGUGAGUGAAAUGCUCGAGUUUUCUCCUUCUGCUCUCUGCUUGCCAAACCUCACUAGUUUCCAAACCCAAAGAAGAAAACUUGUCCCACUGUCCCUUUCUCUCUUAUUUUGGGUUUAAUCGUUAGUUGCCCACUCUUUCUCUUCCCAGCUCGUUGCGGUUUACAUUAUUUCCCCCAUGCGUGUUCUUCUUUCUCACUUCACUGAUUGAAUCAGAAGAGGCAAAAGUUGAAGUAACAGUCUCCUAUGGAGUCUCUCCUCCUCUUUCCAUCGUUCUUCCAACCGUCAUCGUUUCAGCCAUCUGAUGCAAGGAGUUGGAGGAACGACUCUCGUAAACCAGGCUCUUCUAGAGGUUCCACCUCCACAUCAUGGGCCAAACUAGAAGGUUGUAGUUUUAAGAGCUUUCAGCGAGGUCACAGCAGGCAUCAAGUGAAAUCUAUCAAAGAACGAUCGUUCAGUCAACAUAGAAGCCAUAUAAAGUUAUUAUCUACUAUCAAUGCCACCUCUGGCUCACAGCCACUCGAAUCGGAUCCAGAAGCUUAUGGUGCUCCCAACAGUGCUUCCGACCUAGUUAAGAAUGCAUUCGAUGCAUUCUACAGAUUCUCACGACCUCACACAGUUGUUGGGACGGCAUUGAGCAUUGUAUCGGUUUCUUUACUCUCGAUUGACAAGCUUGCUGAUAUUUCUCCACUAUUUUUCACUGGGAUGCUGGAGGCAGUGGCUGCUGCUCUCAUGAUGAACAUUUAUAUCGUUGGCCUAAAUCAGUUGACUGACAUUGACAUAGACAAGGUCAACAAGCCAUACCUUCCAUUGGCAUCCGGGGAGUAUUCUGUGGGCACCGGUGUAUUGAUCGUUACAUCAUUCUCCAUCAUGAGUUUUUGGCUUGGAUGGGUUGUUAAGUCAUGGCCAUUGUUUUGGGCCCUUUCCAUCAGUUUUGUCCUUGGCACAGCCUAUUCAAUCAAUCUGCCAUUACUGAGAUGGAAGAGGUUUGCAUUUGUUGCAGCAUUGUGCAUACUGGCUGUUCGUGCGGUGAUUGUUCAAAUAUGCUUUUAUCUGCAUAUGCAGAUGCAUGUGUUUGGAAGAAGUGCCAUAUUUUCAAGGCCAUUAAUUUUCGCAACUGCAUUCAUGAGCUUCUUCUCUGUCGUUAUAGCAUUGUUCAAGGAUAUACCAGAUAUGGAGGGAGAUAAGAUAUUUGGCAUCAAAUCUUUCACUGUCCAAUUGGGCCAAAAACGGGUGUUCUGGACAUGCAUCGCCCUCCUUGAAAUUGCUUAUGGCAUCGCAAUGUUAGUUGGAGCAGCGUCGCCCUUCAUGUGGAGCAAAGGCAUUACGGUGAUAGGCCAUAGCAUCUUAGCCCUAUUGCUCUGGAACCGGGCAAAAUCUGUCGAUCUGACCAGCAAAGCUGCUAUAGCUUCCUGCUACAUGUUUGUAUGGAAGCUGUUUUAUGCCGAAUAUUUGCUUAUACCGCUCGUGAGAUAAUAGUAAACAUGGCAAGACGAAAUGAACAGUGAUCAGGGCGAAUGAUUGGAACAAGAAGCUGGGAUCAAGGAAUUUGGCUGCUCUGAAGCUUCUUCUGUGUAGAGCAAUUGAGAAGAAGCACUUGUAUAACUAACUAUCUGGAUCGAAUAAUCGCCAUUCCCACGAUGAUGAGGCUACAAUAGGAUUUAGAAUGAUUACUGGGUAACUUGGGCAUGUAGAUCACCUGUGAUUCAAACUUUAAACAUACUGGUUUAGCAGUAAAGUUAUACAUUGAAUGUUAGUUCACUGCUAUUGCAUCUCUUUCUUCUUAACUUACUCUCGCAAGGGUAAAGUGUCUGACUUUAUAUCAAGUCUAGAUGAACUCCAGCUGAUUACCCAUUAUGAUUCUUCAGAUCAUGAAAUAUUGUUGGAAGAGCAGAAGAUACCAGGGAGCCUAUGUUUCCAGAAAACACAAAGCCCAGCGAUGGCAGAAAUAGAGGGAUUAGUUAUUCUCCGGCGAGUAGUUAAUUACUUACCCACUAUUCAAAGAACCUGUCUUUGUCUCGGGGAAGGAAGGAAGAACAAGCUUCGAUUGAUGCUCGGAAGCGAAAUCCCCGAGACUGGUCACUCAAUUCCUCCGCCGCCCGGCCGCCACCGCCAGAACCGCGUCGGCUGCGGCCACCCAAAACCGCCGUGACAGAGGGAAAAUUGUAGAAAUGUCAGGAAGGUGAAGAUUCUUCCGAUCAAAGAAGGGAAACCGCCCCGGUGGGUCAAUGAAGAUUCAAAUCAACGAAUUAGUGUUGCUGGGGAAGGAAGGAGAAGGAUUUUCCUCUCGAUUACUGACCUCCCUGUUUGUAAUGAGGGGAACGAUCAGAUAACCGGAGAAUUUAUGGCUGGCGAAGGAAGGACCGACCAGGAACUUGGGCGACGGUCUGAGAGGUGGAAGAAAAUCCCUUACCCGGCGGCCAACAUCACCAACAGCCGACGCCGCUUGCACCAGGAGGAAGAGGAGCAUGCCAGAGAGUAAUCGGCGGGAGACCGAGCCUCCGAUCGGAGGAAUCGAGCGCGAAAAAUGGGAAAUACGGGAGGCCGAAACGUCGAAACGCGAAACGUUUCGGGUUCUCAAAACCAAAAUCGAAACGCGAUAAAUUGACGAGAACUUGAAAUUGACGAGAUAACGCGAGAUAACAAAGUAUCGCGAUAUUUUCACGAUUUAUUGACCUUUUGCGAUAUAUUGACUUUGUGCUGACCGGUGAACGGAGCCCGCCAAAACCAGCCGGGAAAUGACCGGGAAAAACAGGGGAAACUGGCAGAGCUCACUCCUGCUGACUGGGCGAAGGCAAAUUAAGAAGAAAUGCUAAGGGAAGAAACGUGUAGGGUUGAUUAGUUUAGUUUCCGGUGACUAUUCCGGCAUGGCAUCUAUGUAUCAACGACGGACCUUCACCAGGCUCUGUUUUUUUUUUUCUUCUUUUCUUUCCCAGCGAUGCCGGACGAUGGACGGCGACGGAGUGGCAAUGAAUUGGUUUACAUGCGGCAGGUUUAGGGUAUAUAUUCAUCAUCCGAUCAUAAAUAUACUGUUGGUCUGUUGGCGAAGCAGGAAGGACGAAUUUCCCCUUUUUCUCUCUGUUCUUUGACACUCUGUUUUCACACCUCCGGUCAAAAUUUUCUAUAGUAUAGGCGGCAACGGUGAUCAUCCGGCAGGAAUCAAUUAAUCAUUUUUUG
Messenger RNA from Linum trigynum, 3471 nucleotides. Lineage: Eukaryota; Viridiplantae; Streptophyta; Magnoliopsida; Malpighiales; Linaceae. The record is from the annotation of a GenBank genome assembly.